GGUUACUGUGGGAUCUUGUGCGUCAUAUAUGUCAAUAGUGUCACAUGUACGUUGAACAAGCCCACAGGAGAUUUACAGCUGGUUUAUGACAGUUACUUCACUUCGUAUGCAAGUCUGGACUCUGACAAACCUGCAACAAGUUGGAGCAAACACUUUGGCAGUUCCAGUCGUAUUUUCACGUUGUAAGGCACACCCUGAGACAGCAUGAGUGAGAGCCUUGUGUCGUGUGAUUGGCUGAAGAGUCAGAUUGAAGGGAGACAACCCCGUGACCUGGUCAUCCUGGACGUGUCCUGGUCCAGCAGCCAGGACUGCCACAGUGACUACUCCAAGGAUCACAUACCAGGAUCGGUGUACUUCAACGUGUUUGACAUUGCCGUCCACACUGAACUGCAUCCAAGAAAUAUUCCCAACUUAGAUGUCUUCCAGAAGGCAGCUAGGGAUGCCGGCAUCAACAACACAUCCCAUGUGGUCAUCUACAGCAACACCGACUUCUGUAGCUUCUUCAUCUCAGGCCGUGUGUGGUGGACAUUUAAGAUCUGGGGGCACCCAAAGGUUUCCGUCUUAAAUGGCGGUUUACAGAAAUGGAAGUCUCUGGGCUACCCAACGACCGCCAACACAACUGACAUACAGGUUGGCAACUUCCAGGCAAAAUGGACCCCUUCCUUGUAUCGGACAUUUGAGGAGUUUAAUCAGGCCCUUUCAGGACAGAAGAUCCAAGUUUGUGACUCGAGGGGCACCGAGAAAUAUGCAGAGCAUGGUCACAUUCCUGGCGCUCGCAACAUCCCGCUGUCGUCAUUGAUGGAUGAAGAGAGGAAGGAGAUGAAGUCUGUGGAGGAGGUGAAGAAACUGUUUGCGGGUGCUGGUGUAGAUCUGACACAGCCGAUCGUCACCCACUGUAACAGCGGGAUGUCGUCCUGCUCUCUGGCUUUCGCUGCUCACCUGUGCGGCAACACUGACGUCGCUGUCUUCCACGGUGGAUUCACAGAGUGGAAGACCAAAGCUUCAGACCGGGUCGACAAGAGCAGCUGAAGUACUCAGUGUCUACAUAUACUCAUGCCAAUAAUGGUUGUCACCCCCCUACCCACACCAACCCAUCACACUCACACUCACACACACACACACACACCCUCUCCAAUAAAAAAAGGGUGAAGGGGGUGACAACCAUUAUUGGCAUGAGUAUACUCACAUGCCAAGAUUUUGGCAAACAACAUAUUUUACUAAAUUUUCAUUAAGUUUUAAAUGGAAAAA
Haliotis rubra (blacklip abalone) is the source of this 1248-nucleotide messenger RNA. Its product is annotated as thiosulfate sulfurtransferase-like. The transcript is spliced from 8 exons. Gene Ontology annotation, cellular component: mitochondrion. The record is from RefSeq and is a predicted model, not a curated record. The coding region runs from base 205 to 1029 and encodes 274 amino acids. Gene Ontology annotation, molecular function: thiosulfate-cyanide sulfurtransferase activity. Gene Ontology annotation, biological process: transsulfuration. Lineage: Eukaryota; Metazoa; Mollusca; Gastropoda; Lepetellida; Haliotidae.